UAGAAUCUGUUACGCAUUUAACAAACAAAGUGCAUUAUUCCGGAUCAGUUUGGAGUUUAGUCAUGAAUGUUUGGUAAUCAAUGUAAUCAGAGAUGUUAAAUACAUAUUGAUUUCUUGGAUUUACAUUUUUAAAGCGUCGAAUCAAUGAUAAACGAAAUCGAAAGUGUAUUAAUGUAUAUUCGGAUUAAAUUCAUUCGGAUACUGCGUUGAAAGAGCUAUUUAGAGAAUAAAUCUUAGCGUUUUUAGUGAUGAUUUAAGUCAAAAAUACAAUUAAUAGUAUGCGGGAAAUUUCUGUAAAUAUCGUUUUCGGAUUUAGUAGUUCAAAUUGGUUGUUGGUAGUUUAUUGCUAUUGAGUGACAUAAUUAAUUGACAGGUAAACUGCUAUAAAUAGAUUCCAAUAUUUAAAAUGAUCUUAUAUUGUUUGAAACAAUAAAACCAUGUUUAGUGGAUACGUGACUAGAUGGACUUAUACCUAGGACAAUAUGAAAGUUAUUAUACUUUAACUGUAAUUAAGCGGCGUUUUAACCAAUUCACUGCCAAUAAUGAUAAGCGGAUAUAAAUGAUGGUUGAGUUGGUCGGCUUGUUAACUAAAAAAGCUAUAAAUGACGUUGAAGAACCAUCAAAAUGACGUUAGAAAACCAAAUUAAGCUUGGACAAUUCCGAAAUUGGGUGAGAUCGUCGAUUGGUCUUCGCUGCUUAAGGGAUGGUCUAUUGGAUUAUGUUACGACGUCCACUGAAGAUCAAUAUAAAACAUUUGUGAAAUACCUGAAACGAAGAGCCAAAAUCAGCACGUUCACGUGUGAUAAAUGUCAAUUAUGCAACCUGUUGCCGCUCCAUGCGCUCGAAAAAAAGCGAUGUAACCAAAGGCAUGUCAAUUAUUGUAAUUGCAAACGGCAAAGUGACAAGCGAGUUUGCCCCGAGGGUGGGGCUUGUGGAAUAUUCUAUGACUGUGUCACUGAUGAACAUUUUGAGCAUGAUCCAUCUUGGUGCAAUACUUCAGUUGAAUUAUGGUCGACCAACAGUUUCGAGUUCAUGAAAUGUUUUAUUUCAACACCUGGAUACAAAAACAAAAGGUCAAUUUCGCUAAUUGAUGCGUCUGGGCUGAUUAGUAUCUGUUUAAAUAACAGGCGAUUAAGGGCUUCUUUCAAUGAUAUUUCCGACUUGCUAAAGAAGGUCAAAGAUUACCGGAAUGACAUACUUCAUUCAGGCGAUCUCAAAGUCAGUAACGACCGACUGAAAGAAUACCUCAAAGACAUGAAACAAAUUUUGCAACAUUCCGAACUGGAAGAGAAUGAAGCUGCACAGAAAGAGCUUAAAACUCUCGAAAGGCUUGAAACCGAUGAACUUGCAAUCACAUCCCAGGACGAUAUCAAUAUGAGGAAGGAUGCAUUGAAAGCAAUUAUUGAAAGAGAAAUCGAAUUGAAGCUAAAUCUUUCAGAGGAAGAUACUUUACGAACAGAAGUUAAGACGCCUUUCACUUCAGACAGUGACAAAACAGAGAACAUGCCUUUAACAAAAGACGAUGAAACAGAUGUGAAAACGAUUUUAACAGCAGGCGUAAAAGAUAAAAUAGAAAAAGAACUAGCUCAGCUCUCUGUUGCUGAAGAAAAGCACUACAACAGCAUAGAAACUACACUUCAGAAAGUGGAAAAUGAAAUUAUUAAAGUAAAGGAGACUGUUCGAACGCACAGAUCAGAUUUAGACGAAAUCAAAACGGGACUUCUUUCUCAACAAAAUGUUUUGCGUUCAUUGUCAGAGGAACAGCAACGACAAAGUAAAGUCUUGGAAGAGACAUACGAUUUAGUCGGAGAUGUUCAUGCAACAGGCAAGGAAACGCAUUCAGCGACAUUGUCAACUCAGAAAGCUGUGCUCGAAUCAAGCAACGAGGUCAGAGAAAUUCUUGAACGGGUUCGGCGAAUAGAUGCUCAGACAACCGUACCAGAACAGAGGCUGACAGUUAAAAUCACUAAAACUGACAGAAAUGGUGAAAAGGAGCUGUCACAGCGGCUUGUUGACAUAUGUAACAGCAUUGUAAAUAUGGAGACAAUUCCCCCUGAAAAGAGAACGCAAAUAAGACAUUGUCUAACGAUGGCAUUGAAUGAAAUUGGAAAAGAUGGAAACGAAAUAACAGCAUUUAAACCAGAAUGUUUAGCUAUUUAUGUACGAUGCAAGUCUUUGCAAACCUGGGUUGACCUUUGUGAAAAAUGUCUUGCACAUGAGUUAACACAGGCAUUUAAAGCAGUAGAAAAUGAAGUUAGGCGCCUGACUGGUUUAGAAAACGUUCAAUUGGACGUGGUGAUCUACGAAGAGGACUUUUUGAAAUCUGUUAACGCGAUAGUUGCAAGUACAAACACAGAUGUUGCGAGAACACUACAAACAUCAUCUGGUAGAAAACGGUACCAGAUUUGCUUCACGUUUGAGUCGUCAAGUGAUUCAGAUGAAAGUUCAACGGCCAGAGAUGAGCCCACUUCAAAUGACAAUAUGAUGACAGGCGAUUUCCUGGAUGAUGUAGACGAUAAUGAAGACAGUUGCGAAAUUGAAAAGGAACUGAUUGAAAUUGAACACCUAGAACAUCAGAAUAAAGAACUUCAAAUGACUCAGGAAGAUGUUAAGGAUACAUUUGUCUGUAACUCAUGCAAGAAUAAGUUCAGGACAAGUGCAGAACUGUCAGACCAUCAGGCAAAGUACUCCAAUAUGAACAACUUUCUCUCCGAGGAGCGUUUAAAGUGGACACAAAGGUCUCCACCUAGAGGGGUUAAACUUGAAAAGUACACUCUGUGUGAAAGGUUUUCGAAGAAGAAAGCUUGUCCGUACGGAGAUAAAUGCAUCAAACCACACACAGACUGUGAAUUGACGGAAUGGAAUCAGAGUCUAGAAUCCAUGAGACAACUCAUUCUUCAUAUUGGUGAAAAUGUUGAGGAUCUAUCUUUGGGUUAUUCCUUGUACAAGAUGUGUAAAGAAGAGAAGCAAAUGAAAGCGACAAAGCCAGAACUCGAUUUUGUGCGCAUCGAUGCUCUUUCAGAGUUGAAAGUACAUACUAUUACCAAAAGGUUCAAGAAUUCAUGGCCUUUCGAAAUUAAAAGCGAGUAUUCUCUUAAAAGAGUUUGUCUGACUGACCAGGAAGCUUCAACCUACUACAAUAUAGAGAAUAUAACAGAUACAACACAGAAAAAAGACGUGUGUUAUGACAGGUCGCAGCUGAAAGAUGAGUGUCAGGAGUGGACAAACCCUAAAUUUGUGUUUAACCGAAAGGGUCAAUACAAAUAUAGGAUCAAGGUUGCCUUUCAAACAGAAAUUUACGGAACGUUUUGUCAAAACAUCAUCUUUGACUUUGGAAAGUCAGAACUCCUUCUAAAACAAUUAGCCGUAGAAUCUGCGCCUGUAACAAGCGUUGAUGAAGUUCGCGGCAAGUUUGAAAAGCAGUGCAAAAGGAGGUGGCAGGAAGAAGAUGUGAACGUUGUGAAGUUUUUUGAAAGAACGGAUGAAGAUGAACGUGGGAUCGGCCUUAAGAAGCAAUACCCGCUGGAAGAACUCCUUCAUAAAGAAUUUCCAGAUUCUCUCAGUAGAGAAAACUACACGGCAUGGAUGCACAUGAUGUUGUAUGCAGAGGAGCAGGCCAGACUGGAGGAAAUUUCUAAAUUCAAUAUCAAGACUUCAUUGGUCCUGGAAGAUCGUCUUGAACCAAUUGACAAUCCGACGUCUGAAACACUUUUUGCUAAUGAUGGAGAACUGCUUGCAAGAAUCGGCCUAAACGACGAGUUGUCUGUGGAUUCGAUAGCUGGAAAAUUGAUCCUUAGACAGAGUCAUAUGAUUUGGAUUGCGCCUGUUACAAUUAAAAGAAUAGACGCAAUGACAAAAAUGUCGGUUUAUGAAGCUCGAAUAGAACACCGAGAGCGCGAUUUUAUAGACGUAGAACUGUCACGACAGAGUGUUGAAGAACUUGGACUGCAAUGUAGACAGGAAUUUGAAGUCGAGAUACAAUUUCAACUCGACCGCAUCCUAUUUUGGGAAAUGCAUCGGGCUGUGGACAACUUACGACAGUUAGAUUUUGUGUUUCCGCCUCUCCUCAACACAAAAGAUUUUCAAAAGGCAACGUCGGUUCUGGAAAGGCGAUUUGUUAACAAAGGUAUGGACGAGCUUAACCCCAACCAAAUGACUGCCGUAGUAAAGUCUUCCUGCACCCUAAAAUCAGCGACGCCACCGUUUCUUAUUGUUGGACCGUAUGGGACGGGGAAAACAUACACGAUUGCACAGGCAGUGAAGUAUAUCAUCAAACAAAGCUCGAAGUCUAGAGUGCUUAUAAGCACUUGUUCAAACAGCGAGGCUGACGCAUACAUCAAAGAUUACAUGCACCCAUUUGUGGAAACGGGUAACCCUGAAGCCCGUCCACUGAGAAUUUACUACAGGUAUCGCUGGAGAAGCACUGUUUCUGAAACAGUAUUGGCGUACUGUUUGCUGGAAGAGGAAGGUGAACACAAGGGGACAUUUCGGUCUCCAACCAAAGACGAACUUUUACAACACAGGGUUAUUGUGACUACCUUGCAUACUGCAAAGCUGCUCACCUAUCUAGAGCUGACGGAAGAUGUCUUCACGCAUAUAUUCAUCGACGAAGCAGCACAAGCCCUGGAAUGUGACUUGCUGAUACCACUUUCCUUGGCAGGGCCAAAAACAAGGAUUAUACUGGCUGGCGAUCAUAUGCAGUUAAGCCCCGACGUUUACUCAAAGAUUGGCAAGCAAGAACAGUUCCAGAUAUCAAUGCUCGAGAGACUUGUAGAAUACUACAUCGUGGACAGCCCGUUUGUUGUUACCCUUUGCGACAAUUAUCGCUCAACCAAGGAGAUCAUUGAUUUCACAUCCGCUCUGUUUUACGACAACCGUUUGAAAGCAGUCAAAAACCCUCCACAACAUUCGGUUUACUAUCCGCUCACGUUUUUCACUGCCAGGGGGAAAGAAAUCAUGCCAGAUCUGAAGACUGGAUAUUACAACGAGUCCGAGGUGUACGAAGUUGUAGACCAAGUUGAACACUUUUACCAGUACUGGCCUCCUGAAUGGGGAAAGUUUGAUGGAAAAAGCAUCUGUGUUGUCUCGACAUACAAAAUGCAGAUAUGGUGUAUACGGGCGGAGUUACGGAAACGAGACAUUCACAAUGUUGCGGUUGAGAUGGUAACAAACGUUCAAGGCAAACAGUUUCGUGUGAUCAUCAUGAGCACUGUACGAACCAAGCACACCUGUUCAGUGAAUACCGUAGACACCGUAGACAAUGAUGACUAUGAUCUUGGAUUCUUGUCGAACAUAAAACUGUUGAACACUGUCAUUACAAGGGCUCAGUCUUUGGUCAUUGUAAUUGGUGAUCCUGUUGCCCUGUGCCUGAUAGGACGCUGCAGCAAGGUAUGGGAGUUCUACCUGGAAAUGUGCAAUGAACAUGCAAGCUUUUUUGGGUUGACUUGGAAACAUUUUAAAAUGAUGCUGGAAAAUGCUGAGGUUGAAGAAACAUACAGGCUUAACCCUUUAGCCAAAGAAUUCGUUCCAAGGUCUUUUAUCGACAGCACUCGAGCUCCUCCCAACAGUCCUGUAUCGACCGCCAUCCAUCAUCCACAAAAUACCAAACGGGGAUAUCCUUUGAAAAGUACUACAGCACCACCUAUAUCAGUGCAACCAAAAGGAAAAGUCGUAAAAACGAGGCCAAUGCCGUCCUUUGACACGAGUCAAUAUGGACUUCAUGUACGGCAGGCAAUUAGAAAUGUUGUUCCUUCGACAACAAGGACCCAAUCUUCCUUGUUCUCGGUGCCGACAACAAACAAUAUAGCGCAACCUAUUGUGAAGCAAUCAACGUUGAAUGUCAUAAAAACACGGCAAACGCGGUCAACUGGCAAUAUUCAAUUAGGGUUUACUGAACCCCAAGCAAGUAGAAAUAUUUUACCGUCGACAACAAGGAUCCAAACUUCCUGGACUUCUGUGUCGCCAUCAAGCAGAGGGAUAACCGUACAGCAAGCGUUGCCAUCGAAGACACAACAUGACCCCAUUUUCCGUAGUGUCCAGGGAUAUUAUAGUGGUCAAGGACAGAACAGUACGAAUCCAUAUUCUACCCUGUUCAAACAUAGUGGUUCAAAUAUUGCUCAAACCUCAACUGGUCUUUUGCAUUCACAGGGAAUGUAUACUCCAGAAUCUCACUUGUUCAUGCAUGGAAGUACACACAUUCCACGAACAUCGAAUAUUCCUUUGUCAUCGCAGGGAUCUUCCUGUAGGAACACAGAUGCAACCGAAUUUAUGCGGGGAAGAACAGCUACCCCGGAAUAUUUAAGUAUUCAAGAACAGAACAGUACGAAUCCAGAUUCAACCCUGUUCAAACCUAGUGGCUCAAAUGUCCCUCAAACCUCAAUUAGUCUUCUGCAUUCACAGGUAAUGUAUACUCCUGAACCACACAUGUUCAUGCAUGGGAGUACACACAUUCCACGCACAUCAAUUAAUCCUUUUUCGUCUCGGGGAUCUUCUAGUAAGAACACAGAAGCAACCAAAUUUAUACGGGAAAGAACAGACAUCCAACAACCUCCUGUUUAUCAAAUGCAAUCUGGAGGAAUAGGCGGCAUGUCACAUGUUCCAUGCACAAACCUUCCAGUAACAUGCUGUGGCCUGGAUACAAUGACACCAGUUUUUCUACAUACCAGUCCAAUAUUUACCGAACAACAUGCACAUUUACCUACUGAAACCGCAAUAAACGUGCCGAAACUAGAGCCAGCCUACGACCUGAGCACUGCCAGAAAGCCCUCCAAGACGUCAGAUAGUAAAGCUGGACUGAGAUAUGACCCUUUUGCAUUUACUGGCGUCAUUGCAACGUCAACAACAGAAUCAACAUCCACCUCCAUUGGCCACAACGUAUCAAAUGAAAUGGCCGACAUUAAAAGAAGAGACAACCCACAAACAUUAGAAGCAGAAAGUCUUAGGUUCGGCGAUGUCGAUUUUUAUAGUCUAGUUCGUCAAGCAACAGGGCCUAUUUCACAGAAAGAAAAGUGGUGUCGUACAACAGACGACGAUCGCUUAGAAUCAGUCAGAAUAAACCGUUUCAGUGAAGCGCCACCAACACAAUCUAAACGAAAGGUUAAAAAUGAACCUAAAAUCGCUGAUGAUGGUAAGUUGUCGAGUAGCAUAUUGGGGCAAAACUAUAAUGAGGGCACAACAUAUAGGAAUGAACGGAAAUUGAACCAAACCGUAGAAAUAAACAAUCCCGAUAUGAGAAAUCCGCAUAAUCCAAGAGAAACCCUGAGUUCUGGAACCUUGGGUAUUGUAAAACCUCCAAAAAGUUCAAACAAGACUGACGACCAAAAGGCAUUUAGUCAGGGAGAAAUUACAUCGCAAGUGUCCACAAAAGUUGAGCCAGCAAAUGUUGGUUCUUUGAAAUUCUCUUACGCCGAAAUGGUGAAAAGAAAAACAAGCGAAAGAAAGUGAUCUCCUCAUACUUAGGGAUAUGACUGGGUUUAAUACUGGGUUAACUGUUUUUUUUGUUUGUGAAUUUUUGUUUUUAUGUUCUAUGUGUUUGGCGUUUACCCAGUGCCAUUAAACCAGGUUUAUGUUUAAACUUUUUGCUACUGAGCUUGUUUCUGUAGUUUUUCGCAUAAAUAUUAAAAAGGGCAAUAAAUCAAUCUUAUAAUACCAUGGGGGUAAUACGGGAGUGAAAAGGAGAACAAACAGAAUAUUGUUCUCUUAUCAUACCUUGGGGUAAUACUGGGUUGAAAAGGAGAGCAACCAAUGAUUGUGAUUUCAUCAUACCUUGGGGUAAUACUGGAGUGAAAAGGAGAGCAACCAAUGAUUGUGAUUUCAUCAUACCUUGGGGUAAUACUGGAGUGAAAAGGAAAACAAGCAAUAUAUUAUGAUCUCACCAUACCUUGCGGUAAUACUGGGUUGAAAAGGAGAGCAACCAAUGAUGGUGGUUUCAUCAUACCUUGGGGUAAUACUGGAGUGAAAAGGAAAACAAGCAACAUAUUGUGUUCUCAUCAUACAUUGGGGUAAUACUGGGUUGAAAAGGACAUCAGCAAGUUAAUGUGAUUUCAUCAUACCUUGGGGUAAUACUGGUUUGAAAAGGAGAACAAGCAAAAUAUUGUGAUCUCAUCAUACAUUGGGGUAAUACUGGGUUGAAAAGGACAUCAGCAAGUUAAUGUGAUUUCAUCAUACCUUGCGGUAAUACUAGAGUGAAAAGGAGAACAAGCAAAUGAUUAUGAUUUCCCCAUACUUUUUGUAUUAUAUUAGGACCGUCUUAUUAACGAGCGUACAAUAAAACAUCCGAAGAUAAGUUAUGAUAACCUAUUGAAUGGAACUUGCUUGUUUUAUAUUUAUACUAGACAUACUAACAAUUUGUUUCGGAAUAAAUAAUCGUAUUACUUUUGGAAACAAUUCGAAUAUCAAGUCGUACGAUAUAGUUGUAGAUAAGGUGUAGGAUCCCUUAAUUUGAAUUGUGUAACUUAGCAGUAGCACUUAUCAUUGACAUGGAAAAGGGCGUUUCAUAUUAACAUAUUAUAUUUAAAUGUUGGUAAUGGAAGUGAUCCUGGCAAUUGUUUUGUAUAGGAUCGUUUUUUAACACAUUCACUUUUCUAUUUUUAUAUUAAAUCAUGUAUUGUCGUCGGCAUUCACUCAAUAUCAUUUUGUUACUUGAUAGUUUAUUUUGGCACUUUUCAUGACAACAUUUGACACACGAACUAUUUUAGAUACAUUAAACUUUAAUACUUAGUUUUAUGAAAAUGGGGUAAUAAUUGGACCAUCCAUAUUUGUCGAAUCAGACUUUUAUGAUUUAUGUUGUAUAAAUUGUUAAAGAACUAACUCCUCGACGACGAAAGUCGUUUGUCAUGAUGAUAUGAUCAAAUGUGAUAGUUUGUAUUAUAACAUCCCAAAUGAAUUAUCUGUGCUUGAAUAAAUGGGCAUGCUUUUGCUAAUUGAUUUUACAUUGAUAUAUUUAUAUUUAUUUUUGUAAAUGAUAAAGCUAAAUAAUAUGUUAUUGCAGGUUUCGCAUACGUUUAGUUGCCGUUUUUCUUAACAUUGACAUACGCAAACAUUUUGUUUUAUUAGCUUUAUUAACAUCUCAAUGCAUGUACAUAUUACUUUUUUAUAAUUAUAGUGAUUACCAUACAUAUUAAAUGUUAGUAUGUGCCAUAUGGAUACUCUUUGAAAAAUCAUACAGGGGUGUGUUUUUUAUUUCAAUGUAAGAAUGCAAUAUACGAGUAUUACAGCGACUGAUCUCCAAAAGCUAUAUUUUCCGAUUGACACAUUCACAGUUUUAAGGAGCUCGUACCAUUGCUUUUAGCUUAUAACAUAGUUAUCAGACCGAGUGUUUAGUAUUUUUUGUAGAACGAUGAUUAGUUUGCGAACGUCCCAAAAUGUAAUUUGGACAUUUGUGGUUUCUGUGGAUGUCAAUGUAUUUGCUAUGUUUAUUUAUUUGACUAAAAUAGUAAACUGGUAACAAAUUUAAUCUGACAGGUGUUUAUCGUUCGUAGUAUACAUAGUGUACCUCAUAGAAAGAAUAUGUAUUAUUUUGUAAACAUAAUAUCUUCAAUGAAUGGUUUUGUAAAUGCGUAUUGACUUAUGCUAAAUUCUGUACCUUAACAAAUGCCUGACAUGGAAUACGUGCACACUUACCACUAUUUGAACAUAAAUCAUUUGUAACUUUUUGUUCAAGUGAAUUGGAAAUAUGAAGUCCAUAGCAAUAUUGUUGACAGUAAUUUAAGGUCUCUAAUGUACAAAGGUUUUUAUUUCAUUGCGUAUUUGUAGAUAAUAUUUGAUUUUUAUGCUUGUUAUCGUUUGAAAGUGUAUUGCUUGCCGUUUGGUAAUAAGUAAACUGAAUGACUAAGACAAACUAUUGAUUACGUUAUUGAAGUUUGUUUUGCACAUAUAACCGUUUUGAAUCCGACAUAAAUUAAUGUCACCAUGCAACCAGCCUUAGAUAAGACAUUCUGUCCAUACCCUUACUGCUUUAUUAUGUAUACAAGAGUUUUAUGUUUGUUUUAUUUCUCUGCUGAAUAGAGUAUGUAUAUGUAGACAAUGAUACAAAUUAAGGGUAAGACAUUGUCUGCUUGUAUUAUGCAUAUGUUUAAUCUCGAUGUGUUUUGUAACGUACUACUUGAUUUUAAACAUUGCGUUGUGUACUCAUAAGUUAAAACUUCUUGACUUGUUUUUUACAACUAUGACUGGUUGUCGCACUGUAUUGUAUGCAUACUCAUAUUGAUUAUUGCGUGUAAUAUUCAUAUAUGAUUUUCCAGUUCUGGCUAUGUACAUAAAUCCACUGUCCUAUUUGAUCAUAUAUGCAAAUUUGUGUAAUUCUACAACUCAUAUAAUAUAUGAUACCUCGUGUGCCUUUAAAGGGAUGUAUACAAUGCAUUUUGAAUAUCUCCAAAACACUCAUUUCAUUGUAUAAUAGCACAUCAAUAGAAAGCUUCUACAGGAAUUAUUCUGAAAUCAGGAUUGUAAUCUUUUAAUUCCAGACGUGUGUACUGUUCUUCAGAUUAUAUUGCUCAGACCAUUGCAUCACAGUCACUAAGAAGUAACUUGAAAUUAAUAUAAAUUACUUUUGAUUUUUUUUGAAAAAGGGGUCUCAGCCCCUUUACACUGUUUUGAGCAUUAUCGCUUCAUACUCAAGUAGACCUCCGUUUUUUUCAGGAUUUACAAUAAUAAGCUGUAAGAACCCCUGUAUCAAUUAAUCCAAUAUAUAAAUUUGAGCUUAAGACAUACCAUGUUGAUGAGUUGGUUAUACUUAAAUAUAUAUAUUGCUGAACUUAUGACUUAGUAUGUAAAGUACCCUGAUACAACUACUGUUAUAUUUAUUUUCAUGAAUUAAGAUUUACAUUUAAAAUAGUUGUGAAAUUUCAAUUACAGCCAUAUUAUUUAAAUUAUGCAAUGCAUCCCUAUGCCAUGCCGCCUAAACAAAGGACCAUAGGGCGAAUAAUAGUUAUCUCUGUUUUGUGUAAUCCUGUAGAUUAGUAAAUAGAUUACAAACGCUUGUAUUUCUAAUUAGAUUUGUUUCAUUAUCGACAGAACAUGAGUAUGUAUUCAUUUGAAAUAUUAUUUUUGUAAAUUUAUCUCACCCUAUAAUCAGUAAUGAUUAAAAUUGAUCUGUCUGAUUUGUAACAAUAAUAAUGUUUAAACUGUAUGAAGUUAUAUCACGUCUCCAAAAUGAAUGACGUAACACCAUUGGCCCAGGACUGGUCACGCGGUGACCUCAUGUUUUUCCAUAUCAGAACGCCAAUUUUUGUAUCGUACCAAAAAUGGCGUCUAUUUUCCGAUUCCGAUAAAAAAAAUGAGACAUUUUUCCAGAUAGUGUUGGCUUCUUAAUCAAUUUAAAAAGGUUUUCGACGUGAUAUAUAUGUUUUGGGGUUAGUAGGUGACCCGAUAACGGAUAUACAGGGCAAAGAAAACCAAAUCGAGCUUAUGGUUUCCUUGUCCCGUAUAUCCCAUAUCGGGUUUAUCCGUAUUGCAAUAAAUGACUUGCGUGCAUGCUUGUAAAUGAUUUUAUCAUUGGUCACAUGUAUCUGUUUAAAUUAUAUAUGCGUUGUGUAUAUUAUCAACUAAUAAAAGCUUAUCUUCCUU
Messenger RNA from Mya arenaria, 11565 nucleotides. Its product is annotated as probable helicase with zinc finger domain. NCBI's taxonomy places the organism in Eukaryota, Metazoa, Mollusca, Bivalvia, Myida, Myidae. Gene Ontology annotation, biological process: regulatory ncRNA-mediated post-transcriptional gene silencing. Gene Ontology annotation, cellular component: P granule; cytosol. Gene Ontology annotation, molecular function: helicase activity; metal ion binding. The transcript is spliced from 30 exons. The coding region runs from base 625 to 7443 and encodes 2272 amino acids. The record is from RefSeq and is a predicted model, not a curated record.